AUGGCUGUCUCUACACCUCCGGUGAUCUCUGCAACUUCCUGUAGCACUGGUGUCUCGGGGAGCUUAUUUUGGGCAGAACCUCACUACUUGACUCCGGGAGAAUUCUCUUGUCUCACCCCCAAUAUGAUAAACAGUUUCAGGUCCAAAUACCACAGCAGCAGUGUGGGGGGCAGGGCAGGUAGUGGUAGAGACAUCAGCAGCAGCAGCAACACCAACACCAGCACCAAUGAGUGCUGGAUGAUCAACAUGAAUGGGGUAAAGUUGGCUUCGUUCCUGAUGGACGGCCAGGAACUGAUCUGCCUGCCCCAAGCGUUUGAUCUUUUUCUCAAGCACCUGGUAGGGGGAUUGCACAUGGUGUACACGAAGCUGAAAAGACUGGACAUAUCCCCCAUAGUGUGUACUGUUGAACAGGUAUGGAUCCUCCACAGGCUGGGGGCCAUCCAGCCCGGGGUGAACCGCUGCAAACUCAUUACCAGGAAAGACCUUGAAACUUUGUUCACCAAUUGCACCAAUGCCAGGUGA
Molecule: messenger RNA, 522 nt
Organism: Nycticebus coucang (slow loris)
Lineage: Eukaryota; Metazoa; Chordata; Mammalia; Primates; Lorisidae
Gene: DACH2
Product: dachshund family transcription factor 2
Exons: 1
Coding region: 1-522 (173 amino acids)
Source: RefSeq, a predicted model, not a curated record